Messenger RNA from Uloborus diversus, 3655 nucleotides. Its product is annotated as lachesin-like. Gene Ontology annotation, cellular component: neuron projection. The transcript is spliced from 9 exons. The coding region runs from base 20 to 1261 and encodes 413 amino acids. The record is from RefSeq and is a predicted model, not a curated record. Lineage: Eukaryota; Metazoa; Arthropoda; Arachnida; Araneae; Uloboridae.
GAAGAUAAUUGAAGAAAAAAUGCAUUUUUCAUCAAAACUUUAUAUAAGAAACAAUUACAAAAAAUAUUUAAGUCUCUGCUUCUAUAUUCUGCAACUAUACAAACUUCUGCUACUGACUUCAGGUGUUUCCUCCCAGCCUGAAUUUGCGGAAGUGAUACCUAAUGUGACAGUUGCCAUAGGACGCGAUACUGUACUUAAAUGUGCGGUUGAUAAUCUAGAAAACUAUAAGGUAGCUUGGAUUAAAAUGGAUACACAGACAUUACUUAGCAUACAUAAAAAUGUGAUCACUCGAGAUCAGAGGAUUCGAGUCACUCAUAACAAUCUACAUUGGAAUCUUCAUAUCAAAGAAGUCGAAGAAAAGGACAGAGGAUAUUAUAUGUGCCAGAUUAACACAGAACCAAUGGUUAGCCAAUUAGGAUACCUUGAUGUUAUGGUACCCCCGUCCAUUCUGGAGUCAGGUACAAGCUCUGACACCGUUGUAGAAGAAAGAUCCAAAGUUAGUCUACGCUGCGAGUCUUCGGGUUAUCCUCAACCAGCUGUAACGUGGCGAAGGGAAGAUGGAAAAGACAUCAAUCUAGGCUCAUAUGGUGGCAAGAAAUAUUCAGCUUUGAGAGUUGAAGGCGAAUACCUCAACAUUAGUCAAGUCUCCAGGGAGGAUAUGGGAGCUUAUUUGUGUAUUGCUGCUAAUGGUGUCCCGCCGUCAGUCAGCAAAAGAAUAAUGUUGCAAGUAAAUUUCCGACCUAAAAUACGAGUUCCAAAUCAACUGGUUGGAGCAGCAUCUGGUACAGAUGUCACUUUAGAAUGUAGAUUAGAGGCUUCACCUGUUCCUCUGACGUCAUGGAUUCGCAAUGAUGGGCUAAUGCUUCUCAAUGACCGGAAAUACGUCAUAACUGAAGAGCGAGAAGGAUACAAGACAGAUAUGAAGAUAAAAAUUAAAAAUCUGGAAGAAAAGGACUUUGGUUCUUAUAAAUGUGUGGCGAAGAAUACUCUUGGUGAAAAGGAGGGUUUCAUUAGACUGUAUGAAAUUCCUCCUCCUACAACCAUUCCUAAAGUAACACAACAUUACGAAGUCUAUUUGCCAAGGUUAAGAGAUAAAAACUUGCGGUCUUCCGCAUCCGAUGUAGGAGCCUUAGACGAUUCAGUGCCAAGCAGACCACUUCAGCAGUCACCGGAAAGUGGGGCUUCUUCAUCCAUAUCAGUGUCUGUGGUACAAAUUGUCUUCGCUAUUGUACUAAGAAUACAAAUAUUUCUUCUUCUAUAACUGUGACAUAUAUUAUCUACAUUGUAUUCCAAACACUUUUCCGAAUUGAUCAUAAGAACAAACACAAAAUCAGAAACAAUAAUAUCAUUGAAGAAAGCAACUUUAAAUAUAUCGUAUUUCGUGUAUCAUAUCAAGAAAAAACACAUUUCGCAUGGAAAUUCCACGAUUGCAUGAAACUACUACAAAGAGCAAUGACUUCCAAAAGCUAUGACAUAUUUUUACCUAACAAAUCUACUAAAUUAUUCACUUCCUUUAUUAAAGCAAAAACCGACGCAAUGAUGAACUACUACUCAUCAAAAUACAUUUAAAGCUAAAGCUGAAGAGUGGACAUUGCGAUUGCAAAGAUCGUUUAGUACUUCUACAUGAUUCCAACAGUGAAACUCAAGAAGAGAAAUCCAUGAUAAAACUAAAUAGCAUCGGCUCACAAGCGGUUUCAUUUCGUCUGUCCAGAGAAGUGUAUGAUCUAGAUAAGUUGUAUGAAAUUAUUGAUUCAAACUUCAAUUGAGGCAGUGAGAAUCAAAGGGGUGUAAGAUAAAAAAUUCAAAAUUUACAGAUAACCAGUUAAAAGAAAGCACCGGUUUUGGAAGAAGAGGUGGUAACAGUAUCUCUGGUAGGUGCUGCUAUACAAUAUGAUUGAGAAGAAAACUUCAGUGAAAGCCAACCUAGGGUUUGAAACUUGCACGUGUUUUAUUUAUGACUUAAGAAUGAAUCGCCUACAUCCUUUUCUCAUCUCACUACCUCAAUUGAUCUUGUUGUAUAACUCAAAUUUUGAAUGAAAUACAUUUUCAGUGCAUUGAAUUAAACAUAUGUCUUUGCUAAUAUGAUGUAUAUUUUAUAAAAGAGGUAAGUAACAAUAAAUGACACAAAUAUAACCAUCAGUUUAUAGGAGGGUGUAAAUCCAAUACCGUUUCGAUGAAAAAGUAUAACGUCAUCCCUUUUCUAUUUAUUAUGUGUUAUUCUUAACGAAAUGUUCUAUAUGACCUGUCUUUAUGGUAUUUCUUCAAAUUGAUGGAGAAAGAUAUUGAUGAUUAACAAUAAGAACUUUUUCUUUUCGAAUUAAACGGAUAUUGUAAGCAGAAGUUUCGAAAAGUAAGGUAACAAAAGCGCUGACGGGUGCAUAGAUUUUCUGAAUGAAAUCACACUGAAGAUAACCAAGAUGGUCAGAGCUUUAAAACGAUACCGAUGGGUUAGUUUUAUCCUGUUAGUAGGAGCUUACUAACUGGACAAAAUGUCAGUUAAAAGAUGGCUCUGCUGGUGUAAACAUAUCUCGCCAAUAAAAUAAGAAGUGCGAUAGUAUUUUUGCGUUGGAAGGUAUUGUGCCACCCCUCUUUACAGUCCCAAUCUCGCAUCAUCCCUUUGCACUUUUAAAGAAACACUUGGAGGUCCAGUAUGGAAAAAAUGAUCAUCAACAAUGUGAAACCACAUCAAGAUGGCUUGCUGAACCACAGCAUCGGUCUUGAACUGCUGAUCUCCCAAGUGUUUUUUUUAAGGUCCAAAGAGUUGGAAAUCACUUGGUGUACGGUCGGGAAUGUAAAGAGGUUCAAUACCUUCCAACGCACCAAACACAUUAUCGUAUCUCUUGGCGGGACAUGUUUCCAUCAACUCAGUCAUCCUCUUCCUGAUAUUUGGUCCUGUUAGUAGACACUUAGCUUCCUUUUCCUUUAGCUACUUCCUCCACUUAACUCCUUUCCCGCGUACCGUUUGAAAGCUCUGAUCAUCUUCGUUGUCUUCAGUGUGAUUUCAUUCAUAUGCUCCCAUCUCUGUUCUUCUUAAUAUACUUUUUGAAACUUCUUCGUUAUGAAAUCAUAACUUUCUUUAAUGGUUUAAUUAUAACGAAACAUUUAUUUCCAAACGUGACCAAGUAAAUACGUAUGUUUAGUCACCAACCUUGAGCAAACAAAAGAAAGUUAAAUUAAGUAAUUUUAUUCUUUUAGAUAUGCAAAUGUAUGUUCUAUUAAAUAAAACUUCGAAACGGUUUCCUGAUUAUUACCUCAAUGUCGCCCCAGAAAAGUUUAUCGGCUUUCUUCGUUUGGGACGAGCACAACUUACAGAAGAGUAGCAUCGAAGAAAGCCUUGGCCCUCCAGUAAUAAUUAAAAACGAAAUUUAGUCACUUUUAAAUAUAAUUAAUCUUUAUAAACCUAGACUUUUAAAUUUUGAUAUUAAGAAAAGCAAAUGAUUUUCUUAAGUAUGUAUUAAUUUUUUUGAUAAUGAAGAAGAAAAUGAACAUGCAUUAAAGAAAAUGAUGAAAACCAACAUAAAAUUCCAGCAAUUGUUUCAUAAAAACAUAUUUUUUUCCGUUAAAAAAAAUCAACUACGCAAAAGCAUUUUAUUUCUAAAUUUAUUGGUAAAAAUGGAUGUAUUUAAUUGUAGUUUUUAACUGUUCAAUGCUUUUA